GCCGGCUCCUCUGAUGGGACAAUCCAGCUACUGGCCGCUGCCGUGAAGAACCUGACUGUUGCCUCCGUCCACAAUAAACCAAACGCCAACUUACUGAGUCGUAUUUGUACGCCGCGGGAUUUACCUGAGUAUUCUGGAGAUCCACUUGAGUGGCUGCAUUUUAAGAAGGCGUACGAAGAGUCAACAGACGUGUGCAACUUUAGUCCAAAAGAAAACCUCUGGAGGCUGCGAAAGUGUCUGCGCGGAGCUGCCAAGGAAACCGCAUCAGCUCUGCUCAUGAGUGCUGCUUCACCUGAACGCAUAAUGGCUACAUUGGAGCUACGUCACGGUGACCCGGAAUGCAUAAUUAGCAAACUCGUGCAGGAUAUUAGAAAGCUGCCGCCUAUGUCUUCAGAGUACCAAAAAGAUAUUAUAAACUUUUCCGUAAAGAUACAAAACUUCGUCGAAGCCGUGAAAGUGGUGGGACGCGAAGAGUACGUCCAGGGACUAAGUAUUGUCCCACUACUCAUAUCUAAACUUCCCACAGUGCUCGUGUCUAAGUGGUCAGAUUUUAGUUACCCGUUAAUCAAAGCCGGAACUAAAUCACGCUUAAGCAUUAUGUCCGAUUUUCUAAAUACGGAAGCGGUGAAGAUAGCUACUACUGCUAAUAUACACCUACAAGGUCAUCGAUUCGAGCAACAAAAGUCAAAACAACACGAUAACGUUCGACCGCAAGCUAUUUUAUUACAAACCGAACGACAAAGUGGCAAGAAAAUCGAUCAGACUGAUAAGUGUCAUUUUUGCCGCGCUCAGCCAAAUCAUAAUCUGUCCGAAUGUAAACCAUUCAAGCGGGCAUUACGUAAAGUGCGGUGGCAGUAUGUUAAACGCAAUGGAAUAUGCUUUAAAUGCCUAGAUUCACGCCAUGAGAGAGAAACAUGCCCGGCACCGGUGUGCGAUAAGGACAACUGCGGCGGGACGCAUCACAGACUUCUACACUUCGAUAACAAAAACCGUCAGGAGGUGAGCGCCGGCGAGGUCCCUGAACCCACGCCGCGAUCAGCUGAUGUACCUACACCGGAAGUAGUGAACUGUGUCACCGCAAGUAGCAACAGAGUGCUACUUAAAACUGUUCCCGUACGUAUUCGCGCAAAAAACGGCAAUGUUAUCGAAAGUAGUGCUAUGCUCGACGAUUGUUCUUCAGUGACGGUAAUAAGUGCUAAAUUAGCACAGCGCGCAGGACUAACCGGGCGGCGCGAAUCUAUGCAGGUGUGCGGUCCGUGGGAACAAAGUGACGUAACAUGUGAUAGCACGGUGGUGAAGUUGGAACUUUAUGAUAAAGACAAUAAGGUUCAUUCUAUUAGGGCGCGGAGUGUUAAUGAGUUAUGUUUACCUGAGCAAGACUUAUCUCUUGUUGAUUGUAGUAAAUAUCAAUAUUUAAAUGCAAUGCAGAGCGAAUUUAAAAAAGUUUUUACUAAGCCAGAAAUUUUAAUUGGCCAGGAUUAUUACCAUUUAAUUGUGCCAUUGAAAAUAUUGUCAGGUAAAUUAUAUGAGCCGUACGCAACACUUUCUCCUUUAGGGUGGUGUAUUCAUGGUAAAAUACGUGUGUCGGAAGCGACGCGCGGCGCGGGCGUUAGGCCGGUUCACUCCACGCUGCUGGUGGGCACGCUGACGGCGGGCAACCUGGGCGAACAGCGCGCGCUGCAGGACUUGCACGAAGAGGUACGACGCGCGUUCGAGCUGGACUCCGCAGGAGUGGCAGGUAAGCCUCGCCAGAAUAAGGACGACGUUAGGGCCGUCGAACACCUUGAGCGCACCGCUCAACUCAUUAAUGGCAGGUGGCGCGUGGGCUUACCAUGGAAGGAUCCAGACUGCUUGAUGCCUGACACUCUGCCGCAUGCUCUUAAAAGGCUAAAAGGAGUCGAGCGCAAGAUGGCCAGGGACUCUGAAUAUGCUAACAGGUAUGCCGAGCGAGUACAACAUUUAUUUGCUAAUAAUUUUGCUAGGGAACUACUGGACACUCAGCGCACGCCAAAGACAUUUCAUUUGGCUCACUUUGGCGUUGACAACCCUAAUAAAAAAAAGUUAAGGCUGGUCUUUGAUGCAGCAGAUAGUUCGGCGGGUUCGUGUUUAAACGACUAUCUGCUCAAGGGUCCGGAUCUACUGACGUCACUAUGGGGAAUCAUGCUGCGCUUUAGGGAAAAUCGUAUCGCAGUAUCCGGAGACAUAAAAGAUAUGUUUUUACGCAUCCAGAUCCACCCACAAGAUCAAGACGCCCUGAGAUUUCUUUGGCGGGACAACCCUACGGAACCCGUCAAAACGUACGUAAUGACAUCCCUAAUAUUCGGUGCAAAAUGCUCGCCGUUUGUCGCGCAGUUUAUUAAAAAUAAAAAUGCUCUGCGCCACGAGCACACCGAGCCGGCCGCUGUCGACGCGAUCUGCAACUCUCACUAUGCAGACGAUUACAUUCAGAGUUUGCCAGACGAGGAGACAGCAAUAAAAAUGGUACGUACAGUAUCAAAAAUACACGCGGAAGGCGGGUUCGUGAUUCGCAAUUGGACGAGCAACAGUACAUCUGUACUCGACAGCGUGCCAAAUGAAACUCUCGGUACUGCUGCUGUAAAGUUUAAAAUGGAUCAGCAGUUCGAGGGCGAGCGGACGCUCGGUCUCAUCUGGUUCCCGGCCACGGACGAGUUGGGGUUCGACGUAUCUCUAAAACGUAUUCCUGAGCAGAUUGUUUUAGGCCACCAAAGGCCUACUAAAAGGAUUAUGUUAAAAGUAGUCAUGUCUAUUUUUGAUGUAUUUGGAUUUUUGGCGCCUUUUACCAUACAGGGUAAAAUCAUGCUCCAGGAUACGUGGCGAUCGGCCACCGGCUGGGAUGAAGAAAUUCCCGACGAUAUUUACACUAGGUGGGUAAAGUGGCUCGAUUUAUUACAAUUAAUAGGUCGCAUUCGCAUACCUAGAUGGUAUCAGAAAGCAUCCAUAGGUGCGAGCGAGACGGAGCGAGGCUCACUCGCUGCGAACAAUACCAGUGCUACGACGAGCGCUACGGCUGCUACGCCUCCCGCUACGCCGCACUCGAGCGGCCGAUUGGCCGACAGCGUGCUGCGCGAACAUAAGGUAACUACAGCGCAACGGUACUUCUGGUGCGACUCGGCGUGUGUUUUGCAUUGGCUCCGGAAUGAUACUCGCAGCUACAAUAUAUUCAUCGCAAACCGGCUGGGCGAAAUAGACGAGUUGUCGCGCGUUAAUGAAUGGCGUUACAUACCUACGAAGUUAAACAUCGCUGAUGUAGCUACAAGAGAGGUUUACGAUGACUCCAUAUUUAAGAACGAGUGGCUUUAUGGUCCGGAGUUUCUUCACGCCGACGAAUCGCACUGGCCGAGUGAUACAGGGAGCCCUGAAAUAAAUGAACUUACUUUAGAGUAUAUUAAUAUAGUUCAUAGAGAAAGUGAUUACUUACCUGUGCCGGACGCUACGCGAUUCUCUUCAUGGCUGCGCUUGCAGAGGGCGACGGCAGCUGUUUUAAAAUUUAUUGAGAGAUGCAAACAUCGUUCUGCGGACAUAGACUGCGCGCUGAUGGUGCGAGCUGAGCAACUGCUGAUAAAACAAGCGCAGCACGAGUCAUUCGGUGACGACAUAGCCGCCAUAAAGAAUGGCAACGUUUUGGGCCGCAGCAGUAAACUCCGUCAUUUAUCGCCGUUUUUAGAUGAAAAUGGACUUCUCCGAUGCAGUGGCCGUAUAGAUGCCGCAACAGAUGUUGCGCUGGAAACAAAGAGGCCUAUUAUAUUGGACGGCAAGCAUGCGGUGUCUAGACUGCUGGUCAGAAGUUAUCACGAGAAGUACGCGCAUGGCAACCACGAGGGAGUCGUGAAUGAUCUGAAACAAAAGUACUGGCUAUUUAAAUUACGCCCGACAGUGAAAUCUGUAGUAGCCGGUUGUAUGUUUUGUCGCAUUAAGAAGGCAAAACCUGAGGUACCUAGAAUGGGUAACUUACCGGAGGCACGCCUUGCGCAUCACCAGCGUCCCUUCACGUACUGUGGCCUUGACCUGUUCGGGCCGAUGGAGGUGACAGUCGGGAGACGCCACGAACUGAGAUAUGGCGUACUGUUCACUUGUCUCACGCUGCGGGCGAUACACCUGGAACUGGUUCAUUCACUUACCUCGGACUCGCUGAUCAUGGCUCUUCGGCGUAUGGCGGCGAGACGUGGCUGGCCUAAGUACCUAUUCUCUGACAAUGGGACAAACUUACGCGGCGCUGACACGGAGUUAAAAAGAUCACUGCAGGAACUGGAUGUAGAGGACCUGAAAAACAAAGGUGUUAAUUGCGGAGUACAAUGGACUUUUAUUCCCCCCGCCAGCCCCCAUUGGGGUGGGGCGUGGGAACGUCUGAUUAGGAGUGUGAAGACAUCGUUGAAGGUAAUCCUGAAGGAGCGCGCCCCUAGAGACGAGGUACUUUCUACCUUGAUGACGGAGGUGGAGAACAUGGUGAACGGGCGUCCGCUAACCCAUGUGUCCGUUGAGCGUCAAACUUACCUGUCGUGGGGAACUUCGAUGACUCCGAUCUCUUCUCUCGAAAGCAGUGGCGUAAAUCUCAGAGACUUGCCGACAUGUACUGGACACGAUCCCGCUGCGCAGAGGAACGUGUGGAUGAAAGGCGUUAUCCAGCAAGCCUACCCUGGCAGAGACGGUCGCAUAAGGGUGGUCGAGGUAAAAACUAAGUCUGGAACCCUGAAACGUUCUGCUUCGCGCGUCGCUCGUAUUCCAGUAGGUAUCGAGUGCUGA
Messenger RNA from Cydia strobilella, 4761 nucleotides. RefSeq lists its product as uncharacterized. Gene Ontology annotation, biological process: DNA integration. The transcript is spliced from 3 exons. Bases 277 to 4761 code for a protein of 1494 amino acids. Gene Ontology annotation, molecular function: nucleic acid binding. NCBI's taxonomy places the organism in Eukaryota, Metazoa, Arthropoda, Insecta, Lepidoptera, Tortricidae. The record is from RefSeq and is a predicted model, not a curated record.